AUGGAUCAUAGACAGGAUCCCCUAGGUCUAUCAAUAAGUCAUGUGACCAACUGCGAACCCCAAGGAACCUUCCUAACCUCCUACGCUUCGAUUGAAAGUGGAGUAGCCGAAUUUUUUAAGCUAGGCGGUCCUCCAAUUUCUGGUGAAAGCAGCGAUGACAUAAGCUUAGUGGUGAUGGAACGCCAAGCAGCAAUUUCACUGUCAGUGAUGCCACCCUCUGUGGUAGUUUUCCAUCCAAUCACCACAGUGGAUGUGGGCUCACGAGCCCUAGACCUGUCGACAUCUCAAACCGUGGCUCCCAUCACCGAUACAUCUGAGUUAACUGAGUGUCUGGCCACCAACUUCCUAAUGAGCGAAUGGGUCUUUCACCGCCACCAUCGCAUAGCAUAUCCACCGUUGUCUUUACCAUCACUAGCGGUUUCUAGACCUGUCAACUUGUGUAUGUUAUAUGUCGCGGCUGCCAUCUACCGCUGCGAGUAUUACAGUCAUAGUAGCACCCAUCUCGGUCCUUCAACCAAAUUGUUUUGUCAUGCAUCAAUCUAA
Messenger RNA from Echinococcus granulosus, 543 nucleotides. RefSeq lists its product as hypothetical. The coding region runs from base 1 to 543 and encodes 180 amino acids. NCBI's taxonomy places the organism in Eukaryota, Metazoa, Platyhelminthes, Cestoda, Cyclophyllidea, Taeniidae. The transcript has 3 exons. The record is from RefSeq and is a predicted model, not a curated record.